Molecule: messenger RNA, 2854 nt
Organism: Gossypium arboreum
Lineage: Eukaryota; Viridiplantae; Streptophyta; Magnoliopsida; Malvales; Malvaceae
Exons: 7
Coding region: 2172-2645 (157 amino acids)
Molecular function (GO): DNA binding
Source: RefSeq, a predicted model, not a curated record
GAUAAAAUGAUGUUUACACCUACACCGAUGACCGACUUUAAAAAUUGAUUCAGUAAUGGCUUUUUCCUGAUUUUCUGUGAUUUUACUAUAAAGAUUCAAUAAGUUAAUAUUUAAUUUCUUUUUCUAAUGAUGAUCCUCUCUCUAUCAACAAUGCCUACAAGCUUUUAAAUCUGCUAUCUUUUCUAACUCAAACCCUUCUUAUUAAUCCUACUCCCCAUAUCCAGUUUUGCCCUACAGACUUUAAUCACUAUAGAUUUAAGUUAACUUUGUCGACUAUGGCUGCUGCUACGAAGCUUCAACUGUCCUUGGAGGAAAGCAGAAUUCGAGGUUCAGAUUUAGGCAUGUGUCCUGAUCGGGUGAAGCCUCUGGCUUGGGCACCUAUGAAAGGAAAAUACCGACGAAAUUGUUGUGGUUGAUGUGGACACAGCAGCCGCACUCAUCAUGGACAUGUUUUCUCUUCAAUAGGUUGUUUUUGUUUUAUGCCAAUCAAACAUCUUUCUCUUCUAGGCCCUUUGGUGUUCUUUUCAACUUUUAAGACUUAGGGAUGGUUAUAUGUGAUUGAAAUAGAAGAUGCAUUGACCAUUUUUGGCAUAGGUUUGCCAAGGAAGCAAAAAACUGGUUAUUAUUUAAUAUAUACUCUUGGGAAAUAUCAUUCGUGCUAAUGAAAGCAUGAAUGUGACAAUUAUCACCAAAAUAGUGGGACUUUUAGCAGUUACUUUGCAAAUUUUUGUAUCCCAUUUAGCUUUUUCAAGCAUGCAAGAAGCUCUGGGGUAACAAUAGCCAUGUUUAAGUGUGAGUUUAAGUUCAAUUCCAAAAAAAUGAAAGAAUAAAGGAAAAAAAAAGUGUUUACUUUGGCCAAAGAAACACCAGGAAAACCUAUUAACAGUUUUAAUUAUGAUGAAAUGCUGUUCAUCAAUGAAUUAACGUAAGAUAAAACUUUAUAUCUCAUCAAGGAACAAGAUGAUGUGGUGUGGUGCUUUUAACUUCCUUCAAAGUUCCUUCUCUCUCUCUCUCUCUUAUCAACUUCUGCCUAGUUGCAAAUUGAAACAGAGGAAAUGAAUGGAAUUUAUCACUUUUGUCUUUUACUUCACUUUUGAUUUCUAUAUAUUUCAUGGAAAACUUUGCCUUAAGGAAAUAUGUUUAUCAUUAUUAUUAUUAUCAGUGCUUUUACAAUCUCACGUUCAUAAUUUCACUACCUUGUGUCUCCAAUUAAUUAUUGACUUCUUAUUACAGUUUUUUUAUGAUUGUUACUAAUUUCAUUUGAGAUGUUUUUUUCCCUUUCCUUUUUUUUUUCUUAAUGGAAUACUUACCAUGUAUUAUCAAGGUGAGAGAUGUUAAAAGUGAAAAGAUUUAUUGGGAUAUUAUAAUCUUUGCUUCCUUUUUUUGCUGCAAUAGCAACAAUGAAUACCUAAAAAGGAAAAUAACAAAUCAAUUUACAGUCAUAUUUCUUAUCACUCUUUAUAGGUACAAAAUCUCUGUAAUCAGUUGUGACAAUGAGCAAGUCACAAUACAUUAUGUGUUUUUGCAUUUGCUUAAUAGUUGAAGCAAAAACUUUUAUCCUUUCUAUUCUCUUGAAUGGUGAUGGAUUACUGAUGAUGAUAAUGAUGUUGAUUUCAUUUCUGAUGGUGAUAAUGGAACUAGUUUCUUGAUUUUGAUCCUUCUAAUUUCAGAGUGAUAUCACAAUCGGUUGUGAUGAGAAUUGUUUGUAUUAGUAUGUUUUUUUCUCUUGAUCAGUUGCUUGUAAAUUAUUAUCACUGUGUCUCUGUUUCAGCUUGAUUUGCUUGUAUCGACUGAAGUCUAGGAGAUCAAAUGGCAUUAAUUAGGCUGUAAGAGGAGUCAUCUCUUUUUACCACACUUGCAGACAAGCUACUCAAUUUGCUUGAAAAGUAAAUAUGGAAGUUGUUUUGUUGGUCCAUUGGUUUUUACCAUAUGCCCGUAUCCCCUUGAAAAUCCAAUGGUUCUCUAUCAUCUUAUCAAACAUGGUACGUUACAGAUUUCCAUUCAUGGAACACGUGGAAAGAACGGAAACACGCGGCUUUAGAAAUAUUUUUACUCUGAGAAUCGCCUUUUAAGUACUUUUUCCUUAUAAAAAACCAAGGUCUGAACUAUUUCUCUCAAAGAAGAAAAAGGGGGAUUCUUGUAAGCACUCUUGAGAAAUCAUCAUUUUCCCUAUGGCAGACAAGGAUUCUUCAAGGCCAAUUCCUGAUCGCUGGAUGCUGGUUGUUAAGGAGCAGAAGGAUGGAUCUAGUCUUUCGUACUACACAUGUCCUGAGAGUGGGCAAAAGUUCAACACCUAUGAAGAUCUCAUGCGAUAUGUGAACUAUGCAAAAGCAGCUAAGCUUUCCAUCUACUCUCCUGAUUUCUGUCCCCGGAAACCUCCCCGCAAACCAAAGAAAAAAGCUAGCACACCUGAAGUAGCUCAGAAUGUAGCCGAGAAGGACAAGGACUCGGACUCAGACUCGGAUUCAAGCGAUUCAACAUUCGAGUUGCCUCCCAUUGCUUCGCUCGAGUUUCUAGAUGAGUGGAGUUCAGCAGAGUCUGAUAAGCAAUCUGCUUCGGGAAAAAAGAAGUUAGAGAAGAACCAUGCUUCAAGUGAAGGUUGCAGCAGUGGUAACAUGGGAAAGGCUAAGAAACAGAAGAAGUAAAUGAGUAGAAGAUGGUGCGGGUGCGGUUGCAGGUGUAGUUGAUCAGCAAGUUUAUGUUCUGCCUUUCUCUUAUUUUGCAAUGGUGUGGUUUUAUUUAGGGUUUGAAUGAGUUGAAACAAAACUAAGAACAAUAGAUAUUUUCUUUUUCUAGUGUGGACUGAAUGACGUACUUUUAAGGCUGAUCAAUUGGAAAUAAUUUACUUUACUAA